AUGGACCCCUGGGUGCUUGGUUCUCACCCUCACCCUUCCUCCUUCCAGGGAGCAAUUGUGGCUGUGACUGGCGACGGUGUCAAUGACUCCCCAGCUCUGAAGAAGGCUGACAUUGGGGUGGCCAUGGGCAUCGCUGGCUCUGAUGUCUCCAAGCAGGCUGCCGACAUGAUUCUCCUGGAUGACAAUUUUGCUUCCAUCGUCACUGGUGUGGAGGAAGGCCGCCUGAUCUUUGACAACCUGAAGAAAUCCAUCGCCUACACCCUGACCAGCAACAUCCCUGAGAUCACGCCCUUCCUGCUCUUCAUCAUGGCCAACAUCCCCCUGCCCCUCGGUACCAUCACCAUCCUCUGCAUUGACCUGGGCACUGACAUGGUCCCCGCCAUCUCCUUGGCCUACGAGGCUGCUGAGAGCGACAUCAUGAAGAGGCAGCCCAGGAACCCACGCACGGACAAGCUGGUCAAUGAGAGGCUCAUCAGCAUGGCCUAUGGGCAGAUUGGGAUGAUCCAGGCCCUCGGCGGUUUCUUCUCCUACUUUGUCAUCCUGGCAGAAAAUGGUUUCUUGCCUGGUAACCUGGUGGGCAUCCGGCUGAACUGGGAUGACCGCACGGUCAAUGACCUGGAAGACAGCUACGGGCAGCAGUGGACCUACGAGCAGAGGAAGGUGGUGGAGUUUACCUGCCAUACAGCCUUCUUCGUGAGCAUCGUGGUGGUCCAGUGGGCUGACCUGAUCAUCUGCAAGACCAGAAGGAACUCAGUCUUCCAGCAGGGCAUGAAGAACAAGAUCUUGAUCUUCGGCUUGUUCGAGGAGACGGCCCUGGCAGCCUUCCUGUCCUACUGCCCGGGCAUGGACGUGGCCCUUCGCAUGUACCCUCUCAAGCCCAGCUGGUGGUUCUGUGCCUUCCCGUACAGUUUCCUCAUCUUCGUCUAUGAUGAGAUCCGCAAACUCAUCCUGCGCAGGAACCCCGGGGGUUGGGUGGAAAAAGAGACCUACUAUUGACCUCAGCCCACCACGUGCCCCGCGCCCUCCCUGCCCCAGCCCAGGAUAGCCCUCUCCGGCUCCCCCAUUUUGUACUCUGAGGGGCGGGGCCUCCUCUCCCCAUGGCCCCCUCUCUCCUUGUGGCCCAGUCUCAUCCCCCACCGUGGCCACUUCCCACCUCGCCCUCUCCUCCCCGCUGGCUGGCUUCUCUCCCCGACAGCCCCGGCCUCUCUUCUCCUCCCUCUCCUGUGUCUCCCCCCUCUCUCCCGUGCAGCCCGGCCCCUCAUUCCCUCCCUGGGCACUUUUUUACUCCCCUGAGCCCCAUCUCCAGGCUGACGCCAUCUCCGGUUCUAAUUCUGAACAAUUAUCAAAUAUAUCAGUGGGGAGAGAGAA
This is a messenger RNA of Psammomys obesus (fat sand rat), 1368 nucleotides long. Its product is annotated as sodium/potassium-transporting ATPase subunit alpha-3. Gene Ontology annotation, molecular function: ATP binding; P-type sodium:potassium-exchanging transporter activity; ATP hydrolysis activity. Bases 1 to 996 code for a protein of 331 amino acids. NCBI's taxonomy places the organism in Eukaryota, Metazoa, Chordata, Mammalia, Rodentia, Muridae. Gene Ontology annotation, cellular component: membrane. The record is from RefSeq and is a predicted model, not a curated record. Gene Ontology annotation, biological process: proton transmembrane transport; sodium ion export across plasma membrane; intracellular potassium ion homeostasis. The transcript has 9 exons.